Molecule: messenger RNA, 4997 nt
Organism: Rhineura floridana
Lineage: Eukaryota; Metazoa; Chordata; Lepidosauria; Squamata; Rhineuridae
Gene: BCO1
Product: beta-carotene oxygenase 1
Exons: 11
Coding region: 38-1669 (543 amino acids)
Biological process (GO): retinal metabolic process; carotene catabolic process
Molecular function (GO): carotenoid dioxygenase activity; beta-carotene 15,15'-dioxygenase activity
Source: RefSeq, a predicted model, not a curated record
CCCGCAGCACGAAACAUUAACAACGCCAGCUGGGCAGAUGGCAGCCCCUUCAGGGAUGGUGGAAGCUAUUUUUGCCCGGAAUGUAGAGGAACACCCCGAGCCCCUCAAAGCAGAAGUGCGCGGCGAGAUCCCAAGCUGGAUGGAGGGAAUCCUUCUCCGCAAUGGUCCAGGCAUGCAUACAAUUGGGGAAAGCAAAUACAACCACUGGUUUGACGGCAUGGCUUUGUUGCACAGUUUUACAAUAAAAAAUGGUGAAGUUUUCUAUCGAAGCAAAUACCUCCGCAGCGACACGUACAAUUGUAAUAUUGAGGCAAACAGAAUUGUGGUGUCAGAAUUUGGAACAAUGGCUUAUCCAGAUCCGUGCAAAAACAUAUUUGCCAAGGCAUUCUGUUAUCUAUCUCACACAAUACCUGAGUUCACAGACAACUGUCUCAUCAAUAUCAUGAAAAAUGGGGAAGAUUACUAUGCUACAAGUGAGGUCAAUUUCAUUAGGAAAAUCAAUCCUCGGACUCUAGAGACCUUGGAGAAGGUUGACUACACUAAGUACGUGGCCAUCAAUCUGGCAACUUCCCAUCCCCAUUAUGACAGCGCUGGAAAUAUUCUCAAUAUGGGCACCUCCAUUGUGGAUAAGGGGAGGACCAAAUACGUUAUCUUCAAGAUCCCUCCUUCUGUACCAGCAAGUGAAAAGAAGAUAAAGAAGACGUGUCUGAAACACCUUGAAGUCAUGUGUUCCAUCCCCUCCCGUUCCUUGCUGCACCCAAGCUAUUACCACAGCUUCGGCAUUUCAGAAAAUUACAUCCUCUUCAUAGAGCAGCCCCUCAAGUUGGAUAUACUCAAGAUGGCAACGGCCUACAUCAGAGGAGCCAACUGGGCCUCUUGCCUCGUGUUCCAUAAAGAUGACAAGACCUGGAUUCACCUGAUUGACAAAAGAACUAAGAAGCCUGUGUCUACCAGGUUUUACACAGAUGCCAUGGUUCUCUUUCAUCACGUAAAUGCUUACGAGGAGGAUGACCAUGUGGUUUUCGACAUCAUCUCCUACACAGACAACAGCCUGUACCAAACAUUCUAUUUAAAGAACCUAGACAGUAACUUUGAGAACGUCAAGUUUAAUUCCAUACCAACUUGCAAGCGAUUUGUGGUUCCUCUGCAGUGCGACAAGGAUGCAGAAGUAGGUUCGAAUUUGGUCCGACUGCCAUCCACCACUGCAACUGCAGUGAAGGAAAAUGAUGGAAGCAUCUACUGUCAGCCUGAAAUAUUACGUGAAGAAAUAGAACUGCCUCGCAUCAACUAUGACUACAAUGGCAAAAAGUACAGAUAUAUAUUUGCCGCAGAGGUUAAAUGGAGCCCAGUUCCCACAAAGGUUGUUAAAUUUGACAUUCUGACAAAGUCAUCGCUUCAUUGGGAGGAAGAACAUUGCUGGCCGGCUGAACCAAUCUUUGUUCCUAGUCCUAGUGCCAAAGAGGAAGAUGAUGGUAUCAUAUUGUCAAAUAUCGUGACAUCGGAACCCCAGAAGCUGCCUUUCCUGCUGAUACUGGAUGCCAAAACGUUCAAGGAAAUAGCACGGGCUGUGGUCAAGGUAGAUAUGCACUUGGACUUGCAUGGACUCUUCAUACCUGAGACGAAUGUGAAAACAAAGACCGAGGCAGAUUUGGAGAAUGACCAUGAGUAAAAAAUGACUCUUCCAUCUUAUAAACUCAACAACAUUAAGUAUUGCAGCAAACUGUUGAACAACUUGCUAUGAUAUUCUAAUCCUCAGCACACAUACCUGUAUAUUUACCUGUACUCGGAGCCGGCACCAGAGGGUGGCCAGGUUGGACCCUGGCCGAGGGCCCCUAAAGGGUCCCUCCUUAGGGUGUGUGGGUAGGGGUAGCUUCCGCGAUCCACACCACAGAUCAUGGGAGAGAGUUCCGAGGCAUCCCCCCACUGCCAUACAGACCCACAAUGACCGCCUGCAACAUGCUCUGCCUACCUCUCAAAGUAAAUACUGGUUGUCAGGGCGACGCCAGGCAUGCCGGGGCCCGUUGCACUGCAGUUACAAGUCUGCCAUCAACCAAGAUGGUGGCUGAAGUUUCCCUGAUGCCUCCACUGCCAUCUUGAUUGAUGGCAGGGAUGUGCACGCAGACCAUCAUUUACUUCAAGAGGUUGGCGGAGCAUGUUGCAGGUGGCUGUCUUGUGCCUGCGCGGCAGUUGGGAGGUGCCUUGGAACUCCCUCCCUUGAAACGCUGUGCAAAUCCUUCAGGGAGAGGUAGGUGGGACGGUCGUGCAAGUGUGUGCCAGGGCUCGGGGAAGGCUGGUGCCCAAGGGCCCUGGCAUGCCUGGUGCUGGCCCUGCCUGUAUUGCUGGAAUAACAGCCUGGUCCUUGGCACUAUGCACAAUGAUCAAUAUGCCACAUCUUAGCAUUUGUUGUUUGGUACUGCAAAAUGUAGGGUCCAGUCCACAACUCCCCUGCACUGUGGAGCUAUGGAGAAUUGUAGCAUAGUGGCAAAUUCAGAAGUGCAAGUUCCCUUCAUGAUAAUCACGCUACGCCCCCUGAUAACCACACCGCAGGAUUCACUUGUCUCUUCUGCAAGUACAGAAUUAUAGAACCAGAAUAUAGCUGCUAUGUGCAUAGCCCCCCCCAAAUCUCUCUCUCUGGGGGCUAAAUGUUGCCAGAAACUUUAAGAAUUCUGAAAUGAAGUUUGGGACUAGGAUUUGGGAGACCAAGGAACUUUGCUAUGAAGCUCACUACUCACUUACCCUAGGAGCCAAUCAGCAUGAAAGGAGAAGUGUGUGUUUAGCUACUGAGAAGAAUCUUUUCAGUGAUUGGCUCACCUCCUUUCACUCUGAUUGGCUCCAAUCAGCAUCAAAGGACAAGGAAGCACAUUGUUAGCCAAGUGAGAAGACUCUUCUAGUGACUAACAUGCUCCCCUUUCAUGCUGAUUGGCUUUUAUAUAGGGAUCCUGCUUGACCCUGCUCCAAAAAAAGUAAGGGGUCUACGACCCCCUGCAAACCUGGAUGACUACACCCCGAUGGACAGUGAUGUACAGAUGACCGUGGAAGGCCCUAGCUAUUCUUGAGACUAGGGAUAGGGGAGAAAUUAUACUGAGUUUACAUUUAAAGAUGAACCUUCCCAAUUCACAGUUUCUGAAACAAUAUGAGAACUGAAGCAGAGCCACCCUUUGAAAUUUGUUAUUCUCGGAGUUAUGUAGUGAAAUUCUCCAGCCAAGUAACACAUAGAAAAUAUGCUUAUACUGGUUAAAAGUGUCCAUUAAAAUACAUAUAUUGGUGAAAAUAAUGUACAAAAAUGCAUUAUUUUAGGGGAAAAUUUGCAAAAAUGUUGCAAAAAUAUGUAUAGUAGGCAAACACGCAUCCCUACCUGAGAUCCAUGGGGCAUUUGCAACAGUCGGGGUGCAGUGAGAGGUUUCACCAGGCCCCACACACUAAUGAUAUGUGAGAAUUUCAAUUCAGUUCACUUCAAGCCAAAUCUAUCAAAUUCACACUUUCCAAAACAACAUGAGAACCAAAACACAGCCAUCCUUCAAAAUUCACACUUAUUCAAGUUUGUGAUGCAGUUCACCAACCAAACAAUGUUUACAAAAGUGCAUAUACUAGGUUAGAGUGUGCAUAAAAAUGAAUAAAUGAAUCAAAAUAACAUGCAGAAAUGCAUUAUAUGUCGAGAAAUGGCUUCCAAACAGGUGUACGUUAGUCAAAACUGCCUGCAAACAUGUGUUUAUUAGGAGAAAUUCACACAAAAAUGCUGGAGAAUUUUCAUGAGGAUUUUUUUAAAGAAAAAAUUGCAAAUUGCUGCAGAAGUGUAGAAAACUGAAUUUAAGACUGGAAAAAUGAGAACAGAAAUUGACAGAUCACUCCGUCCCUACCACACCCCCGGAACAGUUUGUGCCCUGCCUGGAGGCACGACAGUCCAGUCAUCUCAAAAAUCACCCAGCCAAGAACACAUAAACACCAACAUUACUGGUCAUGGGCUGAGAUCUCUUGCUCUGAGGAUACCUGGGGAUGUCAGCCACCUGCACUAGCUUGGGGGAAAGAGUUGCAGAUUACACAUGAAACGGAGUGUAGGAAAUUGGAUUGUAUCCAGCAGUGUUGUGACUAAUUCAUAAGUACAGGGUCCUUUCAUGAUAGUUGCAACCUCAUGCUUUUGUUUUGUUUUGCUGCUGGGUUGAGAAGGAAAUCCUUCUUAAUGCCUUCUUCCACAACAACAGACAUCCCUAGGAGCCAAUCAGCAAGGAAGAAGAGAGUGUUAGCUACUGAGAAGAAUCUUCUCAGUGGCUGACUUACUUCCUUUCACUUUGAUUGGUUCCAAUCAGCAGGAAAGGAUAAGGAAACAUAUUAGAAGGUUCUUCGCAGUGGUUAAUACACUCCCCUUUCAUGCUGAUUAGCUUGUAGGAUGCUGGAGACAUUGGGACCCUGCUCCUAAAAAAAGUAAGGGGUCUAAGAUCCCCUGAGAGCCUGGACGUCUACACCCCUGAUUGUAUCCUUGGGGUAGGACUGAGUCCCUAUUCACCCAGUUAGUAGAUGAGGUAGUUCUAGAGCAGUGGUUCCCAACCUUUAUGAGCACGGGACCCCCUUUAAAAGCUGAAACUUUUUUGUGACCCCCUCCCCCCAGGGAGGCAGGCUAGCUGCCAGGAAGGAAGGGGGAAAGCAGCCUUUCUUUGCAGGCUUGCUUAAGAACAUAAGAACAUAAGAAGAGCCUGCUGGAUCAGGCCAGUGGCCCAUCUAGUCCAGCAUCCUGUUCUCACAGUGGCCAACCAGGUGCCUGGGGGAAGCCCGCAAGCAGGAGUGCAAGAACACUCUCCCUUCCUGAGGCUUCCAGCAACUGGUUUUCAGAAGCAUGCUGCCUCUGACUAGGGUGGCAGAGCACAGCCAUCACAGCUAGUAGCCAUUGAUAGCCCUGUCCUCCAUGAAUUUGUCUAAUCUCCUUUUAAAGCCAUCCAAGCUGGUGGCCAUUACUGCAUCUUGUGGGAGCAAAUUCCAUAGUUUAACUAUGCGCUGAGUAAAGA